Rotaria socialis is the source of this 1176-nucleotide messenger RNA. The record is from the annotation of a GenBank genome assembly. NCBI's taxonomy places the organism in Eukaryota, Metazoa, Rotifera, Eurotatoria, Philodinida, Philodinidae.
AUGAGAUGUUAUCGAAAGUGCCAACUAGUCAGUCGUCGUCGGCAACGACGCCAACGGCAACAAUCCAGUGUUAUCGUUGCACUUGGACUUUUUAUAACUUCAUUAGCUGGAUUUUUUCUGCUUAUUCAAGCUUUAAAUUCUGAUGAUAUUAGAAUCACAUACUUAACUGCAUUUUCAUCAUCAUUACCUAAAUGUCAUUGUUCGAAAUCAUCAUUAGUGGCUUUCAAUCAUGGUGAAUGUUUUUUCAAUCAACCUGCUUGUUAUCCAGGAUUUAUUGGAGAUCAUUGUGAAAUAGAAUUAAAAAAUGAGACUUAUCGAUCUCAUUGUCCAUCAGAUAUCAAUAAAGUUGAAUGGACUGUAUGGCUGAUUAAUCAAACGAAAACCAAAUGUUUGCGCUCACACUUCGCUCAACAAGAAUGGAAUACAUCUUGUUUGUUUCUUUGUUUUUAUCAUCGCUUAACUGGUGUAACUCAAAUACCAUCAAUAUUCUGGCAUAGGUCCUUAGGCAAUGAACUUUCUUAUUGGCGAGACAAUCCUAUGACAAUUGAUGAUCGUCUUCACGAGCAUGUUGAAGGUUUUCAUGGUUAUAAAAUCAUUCCGCUAAAACUCAAUUCAAUUAUUGAAAUUGGUGCGGGUCCAUUUACACAAAUUCAGUAUCUAUUAACACCGUUUCGUUCAAUUAAACAGAUAACGCUUAUUGAACCAAAUGCAUUAAGUUACAUGCAAAUGAAUAAUUGUGCAUAUCGUGGUGGUCAUCUUCGUGGCUAUCCAGUAUCAAUUAUCAGCGAAUCGAUUGAAAUCGUUAUGGAAAAACGUCGUUACAAUGCUUUUUUCUCGAAUUCAUCAAAAUAUUAUUCAGUUGUAAUCGCGAUUAAUGUGGUUGAACAUGUUAGUAAUGCAUUUGAAUAUUUUCGUGGUUUAUAUGAUUUAUUGGAGGAUAAUGGUUUACUCAUAUUUCAUGAACGAUGGUAUGAUUAUCCACAGCAAGGUGAUUGUUUACUUCAGAAUGCUGAAAGUUUACAUCCAAUACGAAUAACAAAAUGGAUAAUCGAUCAAUUUCUGAAGCAAUUCGAAGUAAUUUACAUUAAUUUUAAUCGAACACGACGACAAAUCCAUUCAGUUUGUUUUGAGCAAGGAGUUUAUUUUAUCGGACGAAAAAAAUCGAAUUGCGUGUGA